UGUUUUUCUGUUGGAUGAUUUGCCUUUUUCGGAAUAUUUUGCAAGAGCUCUCCAUAUUUUGGUGGUGGGGGGUCACGGUAGGGAGGGGCUGUCUGGGCUGAGGGCAGGAAGUGGCUUCAGAGAUGCCCUGCCUUCCAUCAGAGUAAGGCUGGCUGUGAGCCUAGGCGGUGCAGUCAGACAUGGCAGGAAACCAACCCAAUACAGAACCGAGGUCUGCAAGGAUGAGGGACUUUGACCCCCUUAGAGAAAAAGCAAGAGUGACUCACAGGAGGAAGAGAAAACCAAAGUUCCCGGGCUGUCCCCCAUGAGCAUAGACAGUCCAAAGUCAUCAGAAGGAAGAGGGAAACAGAGCUGGCCAGGAGCUGCCACAACACCCAUGCAAAUGAGACCCGCCCACAGCUGCCUGGAAACCAGGCCCAAAAGAAGUGAGAGCACAGAGCACAUGCUGCAGGGCCACCUUGGGGACUGGACGAGGAGACUCUGAGAAGCAGGCCGCCCGUGUCUGACCUGAGGAUGGCGGAGCGGCAGGGCCAGGAGCCCGAGUGCCCUGUCUGCUGGAACCCCUUCAACAACACAUUUCACACGCCCAAGGUGCUGGACUGUUGUCACUCCUUCUGCGUGGAAUGCCUGGCCCACCUCAGCCUGGUGACUCCAGCCCGGCGCCGGUUGCUGUGCCCACUCUGUCGCCAGCCCACCGUGCUGGCCUCUGGGCAGCCCGUCACGGACUUGCCCACGGACACUGCCGUGCUCACCCUGCUUCGCCUGGAGCCCCACCACGUCAUCCUGGAAGGCCACCAGCUCUGUCUCAAGGACCAGCCCAAGAGCCGCUACUUCCUGCGCCAGCCCCGGGUCUAUACGCUGGACCUAGGCCCUGAGCCCGGGAGCCAAACUGGGCCCCCCCAGGACAUGGGCCCUGCCACCAGGUCUCUGCCCGUUCCCAUCCCCAGCCACUACUCUCCGAGGGAGUGUUUCCGCAACCCUCAGUUCCGGAUCUUUGCUUACCUGAUGGCUGUUAUCCUCAGUGUUACUCUGUUGCUCAUCUUCUCCAUCUUUUGGACCAAGCAAUUCCUUUGGGGUGUGGGGUGA
This is a messenger RNA of Nyctereutes procyonoides (raccoon dog), 1086 nucleotides long. RefSeq names its product ring finger protein 183 (gene RNF183). The transcript is spliced from 2 exons. The record is from RefSeq and is a predicted model, not a curated record. Gene Ontology annotation, biological process: protein ubiquitination. Gene Ontology annotation, molecular function: ubiquitin protein ligase activity. Lineage: Eukaryota; Metazoa; Chordata; Mammalia; Carnivora; Canidae. Bases 514 to 1086 code for a protein of 190 amino acids.